CAAACCGGGGAAGCAGCAGCAGCACCACCAGCAGCAGCAGAAGCAGAAACCCAGAAAAUCGGCGAAAAGCCUGAGAAAGUAGAGGUGACGCCGAGGGCCUCCUGGAAUGCCGCCAUGACUACCCUCCAAACCAGUAAGGAUCCCCACCUCCGAGGAGUAUCUCCCAAACCCAGCAAGAUUCCAGUACUCUCUCAAAGAUGCCCAGAUUUUUCCUCAGUCAAGUCGCGCUCUUUGGACCAAGAGAACCAAGAUCCGAGGAGACCAGCACAGAAGCCACCACUCAGUACUCAACGUCGUCCACUCACUGACACAGCAGGCCUCAGAUCGAAAACCUUGCACCAGACAGAAAGAUCACCGAGACUGAGCACCACUCAGCUGCGGAACCCUCUGGAGGAACUCAAGCCUAGCUCUGGGGAAUCAAAUGUGGGGCUUGUGACCCACCCCCAGACAGAGGCCACAGGGGCUAUAGAGUUUGUGGCUGACCCUGCAGCCCUGGCCACCAUCCUGUCAGGUGAGGGAGUAAAGAGCUGUCCCCAGGGGUACCGGUCCAGUCUGGCUCAGAGAGUGCUAGUCCGUGAGAGAAAGGGAAGUGCCACCCAGAGGGACCAGAGUGCACGGUCUUCUGCAUACCUGGCUCGUAGAAUCACCACCCAUCAAGUGGGUCCUGCCAGGGCUUCCUGCUUCUCAAGACUGGAGGGUCCGGGACUCCGAGACCGCACUUUGUCCCCACAGACGUUAGAGGCUCUGAAUCCACCUCCAGGUUCCUCUCAUUCCUCCACUCGCCCCAGUUUACAGGAGCUAAGAAGGAAGAUCCGUGGAGGCGACAGGGACAGCAGGACCCCAGCGAGACAGGCCUUGCGAAUACUCCUGAAGACCCCAUUGCAGCCUGCUUCCUCAUCCCUCAGAGGAGAACACAAGGCUGUCCCUCACUCAAGUGGAGGAGGAAGACCCCAUCUGGGUCUGGCUCAACGAGUACCAGUAAAAGAAAGUCUAACACACACCAUGACCACAUGUUCAUCCAUGAAACGCUUUACCAUUCGGCGGAAAACCCAAUUCACACCCCUCCAGUCACCGCCUACAGUUCAGCAGGCCCAGUGGCUGAGUGGCCUCUCCCCUCAUUCCUCCCCUGAAGAGCCUGCCCUGCCCUGGGAGCAAAUUGCUGUGAAGUUGUUUGACCAGGAGAGUUACAUCACCUCGCAGAAGGGACCUGGGAAGCCAUCUGUGGCAAGCACUUCUGGACCCCACCCCAAGAGAACCCCCAGUCACCAGGAGCUCAGGAUGCAGCGCAUCCAUAUUUUGCAGCAGCUCUUGCAGCAGGAGGUAGAGGGGCUGGCCGCGGGCAGCUGCACCCCUCUGAAUGGAGGCUCCGCUUUAGAUAUGACUGAACUUCAGCCCCUGGUGGCUGAAAUGUCUAGAACUCUGAAUGCUCCAGAGCACAAUUCUGGAACUUCCCUUCUUGAACUGUCAAAACACUCUGGUGUGACACAGCCCCUCGUAGCAGAUCGUGAGGAAUCACAUGCAGAAAAGCAUGGGGAACCACAGGCCUGCCCUGGGGAGGGGACUAAGGCAGCUCAGCCCUGCCCUACCACAGAUCUAAAGCCUCCAAUGCCACACAGAGCUGAGCCAGAGCCGCCGGAGCCUUGCCUUCCAGCACUGUCUGGACCCCCUCUGCCUAGUUGUCCGGAACAGGCUGAGCCCCCCGAGGCCGGCCCUAGGAUAGAGCUGGGAGCAUCGGCAGCCUGCUCUCUGGAAGCUGGAAACCAAGAGUCUAGCCCACAGCCCUGUUGCAGUCAGGGGCCUCCAGCAACCACCAGCUUGAUCUUCUCGUCACAAAGCCCAGUCUGUGCCAGCCCCCCUAUCCACUCUUUGAGAUCCCCAACAGGCCAUUCAGGCCCCAGCAGUGUGGUCUCUCGCACCCUGGCCCUAAGGCAGCGCCUCAGAGCGUGCUUCACCACCAUCCACUGCUUCCAUGAGGCUCUCCUGGAUGACGAAUGUGCCUUCUACACUAGCCGAGCCCCACCUCCGGGGCCCACCCGAGUCUGCACCAACCCUGUGGCCACGAUGCUUGAAUGGCAAGAUGCCCUGCGUUUCGUUCCAGUCGGCCCUGUGGGCCCACAGGACUCUCCGUCAUGACUCCGGCCUUUACCAGGCUUCUGUCCUGUCGCCCACACCACUUCCUUUCACCUUAUUUAUUGUUGACCUGCCCAUUGGACUGGGAACCAACGCCCUUUAUCCUUUAAUAAAGUUUCUAUUAAUUGUAUUUGAA
Molecule: messenger RNA, 2266 nt
Organism: Apodemus sylvaticus (European woodmouse)
Lineage: Eukaryota; Metazoa; Chordata; Mammalia; Rodentia; Muridae
Gene: Troap
Product: trophinin associated protein
Exons: 14
Coding region: 115-2133 (672 amino acids)
Source: RefSeq, a predicted model, not a curated record